This is a messenger RNA of Alligator mississippiensis (American alligator), 1544 nucleotides long. RefSeq names its product protein S100-B. The record is from RefSeq and is a predicted model, not a curated record. Lineage: Eukaryota; Metazoa; Chordata; Crocodylia; Alligatoridae. Gene Ontology annotation, cellular component: nucleus; cytoplasm. Gene Ontology annotation, molecular function: S100 protein binding; calcium ion binding; RAGE receptor binding. Gene Ontology annotation, biological process: positive regulation of cell population proliferation; positive regulation of canonical NF-kappaB signal transduction. Bases 920 to 1222 code for a protein of 100 amino acids. The transcript is spliced from 3 exons.
GCCGCCAUGUUGCCCAGCCCAGCUCGGUGCCUCUCUGGGGGCCGCCAUCUUUCUAUGGGGCGCGGCAGGGGCCAGGAAGCUGAGAGUCGCAACUGCCCCGGCUCGGGGGUCCUGCAGGGGAGCAGCCCCCAGAAGCUGCCCCCGCCAUUGCCAUAGCAACCUGAUGCAGCGGCGUGGCAACAGGAUCAUUACCAUGGCAACAGGGCUUCCAGAACACCCCCCCCCCCACCCGCGCAUCCCUAGGGCUGCAGGUGGCCUCUGGUGCACCCCCAUGCGGUGCACCCUCGUGUGCCGCUGCCAGGGCCCCAGGAGGAAGCAAAAGGGGCCAGGAGCCCCCAGUCACCCCUCAUACUCACGCGCACACAGGCACAAACACACGCCUCUGUGCACGCACACGCACAUGCACGCCACAAACACAUGCCUGCGGGUGUAGGCAGAGGCGCAGGCAUGCACACGUGCACACGCACACCCAGGUGGAUGCUCAUGCACAGGUGCGAAGACACACGCACACACACAGACAUGCACACAUGCCCACGCACAGGAAGGAAUGUGCAAGUGCAUGCACAGGUGUUGGCGUGCACACACACAUGCACUCACACCAGGUGCACGCAGGUGUACGCACACUCUCAGGUGUGCUCUCGCACCCUCCCCCUGGUCUAACCUCUCCAGUUCCAGGCCCCCACCCCCUCCCCCACCCGGGCUUCCCGGCAGCCGGCUCCUGCGGGGGCCGCUCCGGAUGGACGGAGCCAUCUGGGCUCCAUCUGCUAAUGGCCCUGGCCCCAUUAGAGCCUCCCAGGGCUUUUAGUCCAGGGGGGGCAGGCGGGCGAGAUGGCAUCGCCCCGGCAGGCAGCGCGCGGUGCCGAGGCCAUUUGCUUUGGGCAGCGACCGGGGCGCACAGGCGGUUCCACGGCCGCGGGACAUGGCCUGCCACCCGCAGGAGAGCGUGGCGCUGACGGCGCUGGAGCAGGCACUGGUCUCCAUCAUGCGGGUCUUCCACACCUACUCGGGCUGCCGUGGCCGGCUGCGCAAGGCGGAUCUCAAAGCCCUGGUCAACCGGGAGCUGCCCCAGUUCGUGCAGGAGAUCCGUGACCCCAACACCCUGGAGCGGCUCUUCAAGGACCUGGACGCAGACGGGGACAAGAGCAUUGACUUCCAGGAGUACACCACGCUCGUCGCCAUGGUGACCGCCGCCUGUCACACCUCCUUCCUCCAGGACCAGUAGCCCAUGGGGGGGCAAACCCCCUGCCUCAUCCCCGGCUCAAGCUGAACCAUGGCCACCUCCCCACCAUGUAAGGACUCUGGGGAAACUGAGGCACGGAGCUGGUGCUGGGAGACUCCUGGGCCCCAGGCCCCUCUGCUUUGACCACCCCACCCCUCUGCCACAGCCAGGGUGGAAGCCGGGUGUCUGGGGUCCCAGGCCCCCCUCCUCUAAACUCCCCCGGAGACCCCAUGUCCCACCCCAAGCUGGAGGCAACCCAGGCCUCCGGGCUCCCGCCGCGCAAACCUCUGCUGUAGCAGUGCAUAAAUAAACCAGGUCCUGGGGA